Molecule: messenger RNA, 10209 nt
Organism: Engraulis encrasicolus (European anchovy)
Lineage: Eukaryota; Metazoa; Chordata; Actinopteri; Clupeiformes; Engraulidae
Gene: jade2
Product: jade family PHD finger 2
Exons: 13
Coding region: 1093-4026 (977 amino acids)
Biological process (GO): regulation of transcription by RNA polymerase II
Cellular component (GO): histone acetyltransferase complex
Source: RefSeq, a predicted model, not a curated record
GUCUCCUAUGCACACUCUAAUGUGCUGGCUAAUGUUUGGUGGGGGACGUUGCACGCACUUGACAGUGAUAGCUAGCUUAUGUUCAGAUGAUGCAUGCAUGUAGGUCAGAUGACAGUUUUAACUUGUAUGACCAUAUUUGUUGGUAAGGGCAGCUAACUUUAUGCUUGGAAUUCUUCAAUCUGGUAAGGUGUGUUGUAUGUCUCACAAUCGACAUUUUAAUCUUACACAAUAUGCUGGGAUAACGAACAUUGUGGAAACAGCAGCCAGGUAUAGUGACACUUUGGAUCACCGUGUGUUGUACUUGGGUGUGCUGAUGUGUUUGUUGUUCACCAGGUCGCACAUUUCAAGCUUUUAGAGCUAUCUAUGCGAGGCUCGUGCAAGCGUGUCCUGCCUGUCGCGAGGAACCAUGUCGAAGCAGGGUGCUUGUAUGAUUGGUCGUAGUUGAGUCUCCGGUGUUUGGCAAGUAAAAACUGAGUUGAGGGGUUGUAGACGUUUUUCGGUUGGGAUUGGGCAAUACUACGGCAGCCGUGCGACCAUAUGGUGGUCGGGUGAGAUUCUGAACGUAUUUGUCAGAUUGGCCGUUGGCUGGACAAGUUCCUGUCCUAAGCUACAGCCGUCAACCUAGUCGAAUUAGUGUGGUCAUGUCAUGCCAGGAAAUGGUCAGUAAAGUCAUGACCUGUAAUGUUGAAAUGAAGCCUGGAUGCUGGAUAAGGUUACACGUAAUUUCGAAUAACGCAGCCUCUUCUCUGCUGUAACCGUCUUGGGUUGUCUGUCUGUAGGGGGAGUGGCUGUUGUUUACCUUCAGAAAAGUCUGCGCUCCCUUUGCGAAGGGGCGAGGGAGGGAGAGAGGGGGGCGGGUCAUCAUCUGUGAUGCGCAUGACGAGCCUAGCUGCAUCCUCUUUUGCAAUUUUGGUGGAGCCUCGGAUAGUUUUUGGGAUUAAAAACAUUUUUUUUCUUUUUCUUCUUCUGUAUGGACUACAUGAAACUCAGAUAUGCGUGUACAAUUGCAUGGAAAUUCAGCGACACUCUGGGGAAUUGGAAGUCCGAGCAUUUCAAGGGAUUAACAUAGUUGCAUAAUCUGACAGCAACGAGAUGGAGAGUGUGGUGAAGAAGAGGAGAAAGUAUUCGACGAGCAGCAAUGACUCAGAUACCACUGACAGUCAUGUUACGUCCUGGUCAAAGUCCUCAAAGACGACCGGCACCAGCAGCACAUGGGCUCGGCAGGAGCAGAAGAAACCCUCAGAGGUGUUCAGGACGGACUUCAUCACGGCGAUGAAGCUGCCGGACUCGGCCCAGCUGGCAUGCGAGGAGUUCUACGUUCUGUCGGACCCCUGGAGGCAGGAGUGGGAGAAGGGGGUCCAGGUGCCCGCCAACAUGGACGCCAUUCCAGAACCCUCGGUCAGAAUGCUUCCGGAGACCAACCGCAUCCCCUUCUACUCCACGCCACACGCCAGACUACAUACGGACUCGGAGGCGCGGAACCUCGGCGAGCCGCCCACGCGAUACGACCUGGACGAUCUAGAUGUGGCCUGGCUGGAGCUGGUCAACGCUGAGUUCAGAGAACUGGCGUUGCCAGAGCUGGAUGAGCUGAGCAUGGAGCGCGUCCUGGAGGAGCUGGAGCGGCAGUGCCAGGAGAAGAUGCAGCUGGCCAUCGAGACAGAGGAGGGGCUGGGCAUCGAGUACGACGAGGACGUGGUGUGUGACGUGUGCCGCUCGCCCGAGGGGGAGGACGGCAACGAGAUGGUCUUCUGCGACAAGUGCAACAUCUGCGUGCACCAGGCGUGUUACGGGAUCCUGAAGGUGCCCCAGGGGAACUGGCUGUGCCGCACCUGCGCGCUGGGGGUGCAGCCCAAAUGCCUCCUGUGCCCCAAGCGAGGUGGCGCGCUCAAGCCCACGCGCAGCGGCACCAAGUGGGUCCACGUCAGUUGUGCCUUAUGGAUCCCAGAGGUAAGCAUUGGCUGUCCAGAGAAGAUGGAGCCCAUCACUAAAGUGUCUCACAUCCCGGCCAGCCGCUGGGCCCUCUCCUGCAGCCUGUGUCGAGAGCACACCGGCACCUGCAUACAGUGCUCCAUGCCGAUGUGUGUGGUGGCAUUCCACGUGACGUGCGCGUUCGAGAACGGCCUGGAAAUGCACACCAUCCUGGCGGAGAACGACGAGGUGCGCUUCAAGUCCUACUGCCUGGAGCACAGCUACACCACCACCACCACCGUCACCACCACCACCACCACCAGUGUCACCUCCGCCAUCGCAGACAACCGGUCCACCACCACCACCAACGGAGGAGGAGGAGUAGUAGGAGCAGUGGUAGGGCUAUCGGAGCGUCCCGAGCGACGGCUGGCCAUCGACGUGCCCACGGCGGACCGCCAGAAGGCCAGCCAGCGCAAGCAGAAGCUGCAGGAGCUGGAGGACGCCUUCUACCGGCUGGUGGAGCCGCGCGAGGUGGCCGAGCGGCUACGGCUGCCCGACGCCCACGUGGACUUCCUCUUCCAGUUCUGGAAGCUGCGGCGGAAGGCCAACUUCAACCAGCCGCUGGUGGUGGCCAAGCGGGACGAGGUGGACAACCUGGCGCAGCAGGAGCAGGACGUGCUGUACCGCCGUCUCAAACUCUUCACCCACCUCCGACAAGACCUGGAGAGGGUGAGGAACCUGUGCUACAUGGUGACGAGGCGUGAGAAGAUGAAGCACUCCCUGUGUGACGUGCAGGAGAAGAUCUUCCACCUGCAGGUGCAGCUCCUGGAGAAGGACCUGGCAGGAGAUAAGACGCUGCGCGGUGAGCGGGGCAGGAAGCAGAACGGCGUGAAGGAGCGGUCCAGGGAGCGGCGCGGAGGCGGAGGAGGAGGAGACUCCACCAAGGAGCGCUGGAAGGCCGACAACGGCUCUCUGCUGCGCCAGCUGGGCGUGCCUCUGGACGGCUCCCUGUUCGACAGCUGGCUGGCCCAGUCGGUGCAGAUCACGGCGGACGACAUGCUGGGCCGCUGGACGCUGCAAGGACCCGACUCCCCCUCCUCCUCCCCCACCUCUCCUUCCCCCACCCUCACCCACACCUCCUCCAGCCACCACCACGGCACGCGGCGCGGCGGAGGAGACACCGCCGCCACCACCCCCUCCACCACGGCCGCCAGCCUGCUCUCCCACCAGCUGCAGCAGGGCGAGCAGAACCUGCUCAAGCUGAUGAUGGACCACUCCAUGCAGUCGGCCUGGAAGACGCCACAGCUGGGCCGCAAGGUCAAGCCAAGGUCGGGCUCCUCGUCCUCGGCCUCGGCCGUUGCCGUCACCGCCGCCACCAAGCCUCGCGCAGGACGCCCAGCAGCGCACAAGGACUGCAACGCCUCUUCGCCCACCUCCUCGCAUGGCUAUAGUGGUGGGGGUGGUGGUGGUGGAACUCCCGGGGUGGGGAAGGGGGGUGGGGUGCGGGCGGUGUGUGAGGAUGGUGGUGGUGGAGGAGCGGGACACGCUGGGGGUGGGAGGCGUGGGGAGAGGGUUCGAGCCUCCAGAGCCUUGCUCCACCACCACAACCACCAUCAUCACCAUUAUCACCACAACGCCACGUCCCGCUACACUGGCUCCCCCGAGGCCCCCACCGUGGAGCCUCUCCAGCCCCCCACAUCCAAGAUGGACUCCUGCCACAUCUCCGAGGAGCGAGGCGGCUCGUGGCAGCAGCUAAACACAGCAGUGGAAACGUCUGCGUCGGCACCCAACCCCCCAGAGUCCUCCACCACCACACCCAACGGCACCAAGAGGCCGUCUCUGCGGCCUCGCUCCACGCGACAGGGCCGCUCCCGCUCGAAGGGCACGGAGUUUCUAGAGCCCGAUCGAAAUGGGGUCGGAGCGGAGGAGCCGGCCGUGUCUGCGGUGACCUUGAGCGCGUUUGCCGCGGCCUCCGGCACCAACGGUUACUUCUCGGACGCUGACCGAAACGGCGCCGCAGACUCGCGUCCCCCCGCCGUCGCCAGCCGCAAGCUCCGCCUGGCCCAGUUGCAUGCUGGGAAUGAGGAAGUGUUGCGACGCGGCGUGCUGGCCUCUUGAGUUAGGCCGGUGGACAGAACGGGAAGGAAGGGUGUAUCUCCUGCUGCCAUGGUUACAGGCACCACACCACACCACCCACCAACAGCAAACCCACCAAUCUGCUCUCAGUAACAGUGUCCACACAGCUCCAGACUCUCCUCCGUUUUGCUUACCUUGUCUGUCCCAAUAGACUGCUUUGUACAACCAAAUCUGUAUAACCAAUCCUGUCAAAUCUGCUUCACCCAGGAGCUGUUGUCUGUUCUAGUCCUAAUAGGUGGUUUUAGUCCUUUUGGCUGCAUUAAGGCAACAUAACCAUUUGUGCUUUUGAACCAUCAAACAAACAAACAAAAAAGGAAGGAGAAAUUUUAUGUUGGAAGGGAGAUUUUUAUGGGGAGAAUGGACCUCAGCCUAGCUGUCGCCAUUUUCAGUUUUUUUAAAAAAUUUUAGUCCUUUUUGUUUGGAUGGUGAAGAGGACAUGGGAAGCCAUGUGAUGUGUUCCACUGGCAGCUUUUCUCUAACGGGGCAGGAAGCCCUGGGUUCAAAGGGGAGAGGAUUCAUUAUUAUGGGCAUUAUAUAUAUAAUAGAUCUACAUAUACUUUAGCUGGUUAGCAUUCGGUUCUUCCUCAACAGCGAACCUGAGGUGAGUUUUUGAGUUGGAUACACUUAACAAGCCCAGUGGAUGGUGUCUCAUUGGAAGCCUUGCUGUUGUUGGUGUUGUUUGAACUUGUUGUACAGAGAAUAUCUAUCAAGAGUUCUAAAGCCUAUAAAAAAAGCACAAUUAGUUCACAACAGGGACUGUGGAACAUUGAACACUCACCGACAGACAAAAGACGGACGAAAGCAACUACACACAAACACAUUCACACCUACACUUCUGUACGCAUACACACACACACACUUAACGUAGACACACAAACACACACGCACACAAACACACACACACACACAUACACUUAAGCAGACACACAGGUGUACGAAACCUGUAAUCAGACACUCCUAUAACACGGAUAAAGAGGAAACAUCAAAGCGAAUACCCUUCUUGAUUUGUAGCCUAUUAAGUUGAAGUGGACGGUCUUUGAUGAUCCACACAGGGCACUCUGAACCCCCCCUCUCCUGUCAUCCCCGAGCAGGCGUACACAUAAUAUCAAAGCCUGAUCUUCAAUCUCCAAUUCUUCUUUAAUGACAAAGGUGCCUUCUGUCGUCCCACCCCCCUUAAACAAGGUAAAUAAUCAUGUACUAAAUGUUAAAAAAAAAUGUUACAAUCACAGGAACAUUGAUGAAAAAUGGAAAUCAGCAAAUGAAAACAGCAGGUCCCAAUCUUUUUAUUGUUAGUGCCUAUGGUAUAUGCCUAAAAAACGUAUAUGAAUGCAGCAUUUGCCAUUUCUUUGUCAACCCAGCGACAAACAAACAAAAAAACAAAACAAAAAUAUCAUUACCCUAAGCAAAUUGCUGCUAUGAAAUGACGGAAAAAACAAAGACCAUGCCUCCUGUCCGGGAGUAAAUCAUAGGAUUCGUGUGUGUGUCUCUAAACCCAAUAGGUGAAAAUCAUGCUCUUUGUAAAUGGCUUUGUGCUCAUGCAUUUGUUUGUCUUUUUGCAAGUUGUAUUUUAUACUUCUAGUGGUCCAUGGUAUUUUCUCAGGGUUAAAGAUAUGAGGUUUGAAAAAAAAACUCAAAUCGAAGAGAAGUGAAGCAGAUGUUUUUCGUGUUUUUUGUACACCGACGCAUAAAGAAAAUGCUCCUUUGGCAAAAGUCACUGUUUGAAAUCUGACUACUGAGGGUGUUCUCUCUGAGCUAAAAGGCUGUUUUUUAUUGUUUUUUGUUUCGUUCCUUUUUGGUGUUUGUUUCAUGUUUUUUUGUUUACUUUUUUGUAAUUGAUUUCCGCUUCGCCAAUGCCAAAGAUCAGUGCGUUGACCACAGCACCAUGUAAAAAAGCUCUCUCUCUCUCCUGUCAAGAAGCAAAACCUAGCACUCACGUCGAUACAAUCCAAAGAGAGAGAGAGCUCUGUGUUUUCAUCUUCGAGCCAGCAGGGUGCGUUUUUGGGGGGGCUGCACCCUCCCUCGCUCCCCAUUCCCCACCAAGCGCACCAGGAGUUUGUACUAGGGUUUGCAUCCAUGGCCCCCAAACCCCUUUACCGCUCUGUCCCUCCAAACCCCAGCAGUGCAUCAUUAAGCAGGCGCCCCUCCCCCAUCACAGGGACAGGGCUGCCAAUAGCUGGACCGUUGCAUCAUGAGCCACAGGGCACCACAUACCGGUAUACCACACCACACCUGGCUGCACGUCCGUAUUGCCACCCGAACUUAAACACCCCAACACUGUUACUUAAUCAAAUACCCCAACACCGGCACUUAAUCAAAUACCCCAACACCGACACUUAAUCAAAUACCCCAACACUGUUACUUAAUCAAAUACCCCAACACCGGCACUUAAUCAAAUACCCCAAUACCGGCACUUAAUGGUCAACUUCCCCAACUUUGGCACUUAUGACAUGCCCACCCACCCCAACUUCUGGCACUUCUGGGUUCUGUUCAGAACACAGACAUUACUCUGGUUUCUGUCUCUCUCUUUCACACACACACACACACACACACACACACACACACACACACACACACACACACACACACACACACACACACACACACACACACACACAAACAUUCUGAAGUGUUUCUGUAAGGACAUCAGUCCUUCAGGACAGUAUUACGGUAUGGCUGACCAGAUCUCUGUCUGGUCUGCUCUGGUCUAUAUAGACUCGACUCGACUCCGCUCUUUAGCGGCGGUUAACUCGGUAUCAGUCUGUUGGAGUCAAGGGGAGGGACUUCACUGUAUCCCCCUUGGCCCUUCAGAGCCACCCAUCCCACCCCUCUACUCCUCCACUGGUGGCAAAGACAGCGACUGGGCCCAUCACUGGGGUUCAGUACUCAUGAACCGUUUAGUAGUGUUUUAGGUUUUAGUUUUGGUUCAGUUUUUUUUCUUACAUGUAGUCCAUGUAGCCAGGUUGCCGAUCCGAGGUUUUGGACGGUCACGUCGUAGAGAGCAGAUUCAGUAGCCGCAGUGUAACAGCUGCUCACAGAAAAAAAAAAUGGUAGACUUGACUUUUACUUCAACUUUUUUGUCAGUUCCGUAUCUCUCAUUUUUCAUUUUAUUACCUUUCAUUUUUGUUGCAAGUUGUAACUGGAGUCCAGUGAUACUGCAGUGUGUAGUCUCUGGAUAGGGAAGAAGCAGAGGAGAAGGGCAUAUCCCAUUGUAACAAUUUACCACACUGGGACCAAGGGCUCUUUCUCUCUCCUGCUCCAGCCUCCGCUGACACCAUCUGUGAGGCAGCCAUAGUCCCGUCCUCGGAGCUACACUCUCCUAACUACUGUACCAGGCCUGUGUCCAUCAGCUGUUUGGUCUCGUACGGACUUAAACUCCAAACUUCGUCCCGUACUACAGAUGUUAACUCCAGGCUGUAGUGGAACUGCCAUGUAUCUGGGUUUUUUUUAGUAGCAUCAACAGUUAUUGUAUCAUACCGUACUACUACUACUAGCACCGCUGUUAAACCUUCCCCCUUUCCAACCCCCCCAGUGUAAAAGGCUUGCCUAGCUGUUUCAUACCGCUUCAACCAUAACGUCCUACUAUAACAAUGACUUAGUACUCUCACUCUCUGUCUCGAGUCUCUCUUUUAGUCCGAACGCUUCCGUACUGCCGCAUGUGCUGCGCCUUGGCCUCAACACCCACAAACCAAUGCUUCCUGUCUCCUUACAAACCCACACCGACCACCGCACCACCACCAUUGGGAAAAAGCACAGCAGGGAGAGAGACUAUUGCUGGCAGUAAAGCGCCAAAUUAUGAGCUGAGAGAUGAUUUAUUGAGUGUAGGGUACGGAGUGCGUUCCCCCAUUCAGCAAGGGGGUUAGUGGCGUCAGGCGAAUUCCUCUGGUAUGGACCCGUCACCGCAGUCCCAACCUCUGGGGCUGUGCAGGGGGCCUCUUCUUUCUGUCUGAUUGUCAGGCCCUUGGAGUUUCAGUGAUGGUUAACCAGGAUUCAUUACUUACCAUUCAGCGGCACACAUUCCAAAUGAUCUGGGUUGCAUUUCUCGAAAGCAUAGUUGCUAACUACGGUAGCUACUUUGUUAGUUGCAAUGCAAAUUUCCCAGUGGCAACUACCCAAGUUGCUAAACUACGCUUUCGAGAAAUGCACCCCUGGUUUUACCUGUCCAGUUCAACCAGGUGAUAGCGCUUGAUUGGGCAAUCACCUUGCUUAACUGUACAGGUAAAACCAGGUGAUUUGGAACGAGUUGCACUGGAUUGUAAGCUAAUGAGUCCAUGUUGCCCAUCAUUGCUGAAUUCCUCCAGAUGGAAUCCCCUACUCUCGAAUGUGCAUGAUGGGAGAGGCUGCAGAGCAGGAUUCUGGGUAAAUGGGGCUCUCCUGUGCCUUCAUUUGUGUCUUUGGCAGCUAGAGGUUCUUGCACACUGCUCACGCAACGGCCAUCAAACCCCUAACUGUUUCCAAAAGCUGGCAGUUUGGUGGUUGUUGACAGUUCCACAACAGCAACGUUCAAGCUCCACUUAACACUUCCCAUGAUUGAGAAAGACUGACUUUUUUGGAACCUGUCAGAGGUAGUUACUCCAUCCAGAGACUUUGGUUGGUGGAGCGUAGCGAUUCAACUACAGGUUGCCUGUUGUUGAUUGUUGCCAUUUUUUCAGAGCAGUGUGCAAGCAUCCUCAACAGGCACAAAAGGGAACCACUGCAUUCAACCACUCGCAUUUUCUCGUACCGUACACUUGGUCAGAUCUCCACCUGUCCUUUCAAAGGAAAGGCUUUUUGUUUGCUUUUUUUGUUUCUCUUUAGCGUAAGGACACUGGUACACAAAGUUAUUGUGUCCAGUCUUUCGGAAGUGUUCUUAGUACGGUCGACUCUCUAGCUGGUUCUGUUGUAUCCUACUGGCUUUGGCAUUUGAGGCUUUGACCCGACCCGACCUGACCCCUGACCCCAGACGCUGACCCAACCCAACCCAACCCGCAUGCACCCAAAGGCCUGCUUUCAGGUCCAAUCUUUGCACUCAGCUGCUGCACUAUGGUCAAUCAAUCAAUCAAUCAGUCAGUUAGUUAGCCUCUGUCUUCAAGCCAAGAAGCGGGCGCAAACUUCCAUGUAUCAUGCAGCACUGUGCUUACUUUGCCUAAAAAGCCACCACCACCAAUCACCAAUCCUGCCCCAACAUCCUCCAUUCUAAAACAAAACAAAAAAAACAAAAUACAAAAACAAUCUGAUUGGGCCGUGCCAGCAGCGUGUCAUCAUUCCGCGCCAGGCCCACUUGUUUUCACUCUUCUGUCAGGCACAUUUUCAUAUUCAAUCAGCAGAUCACGCUCUCUCUCUCUCUCUCUCUCUCUCUCUCUCUCUCUCUCUCUCUCUCUCUCUCUCUCUCUCUCUCUCUCUCUCUCUGUCUGUCUCUCUGUCUGUCUCUCUAUCUAUCUAUCUAUCUAUCUCUCUCUCUCUCUCUCUCUCUCUCUCUCUCUCUCUCUCUCUCUCUCUGUCUCUCUCUCUCUCUCUCUCUCUCUCUCUCUCUCUCUCUCUCUCUCUCUCUCCCUCGCUCUUUAGACGUGAUUGGGAGCCACCAACGGGGCCUUGCCAUCACACAGUGGGGCAGUCCCCAAACAUACACACACCCGCACCACAUAACGUUCACCCCCUACACACACCCACACACACCCACUCGACCCCCUUCAGGCUCCUGUCAUCGCUGCCGUGUCUCCAUUCCUCACGCGUUUUAGGCUCUGCGUCAAAGUUAUCGAUAUGAUAAAAAUAUGAAUGUUGCAGGAGUUUAUCCUUCUGUGUUCUUUGUUUCAAAGAAUGUUGUGCCAUUUGUUAAUAGCAGAGAGAAAUAUUGAACAUAUAUUGAAAAAAAGAAGAGCUAUUAUAAAUUAUUUUUUUGGCUUUUUUUGCUAUAUUUAUUUUCUUGUAUUAGAAAUCUUCUUUGUAGGAGGAAACAGACAAAAAAUGUAUUUUUCAUUAGUGCAAGAACCUAUUUUUUCCUUUUUGUACAUUUUUCCAUGUUAAGCAAUCUUUGAAGCAAUAUGAUGUUUCGAUGUUACUAUACCUGCAUGCUGUUUGUGUUGCCUUAACGACGGCUGUGUCUACUUUGGCCCCUCCCACCUGCCCAUCACUCGCCCGCACUCUGGCGUGGUUGACCAGUGCAGUCAAUAAACCAGUGCUUUCUGUGUA